AUGAAUCCUUCUGGGAAUUCUGCCAGUCCAAUAUCCUCUCUUAGGCCUCAGUCUGCUGUUACUCAGCGCCCUCCUUCGAGUAUCUCUCAUUAUACGAAUCAGUAUGGCUCAAGUGCAAGUGUGGUUUCGCUGGCUCGUCCUACGUCUAGUGCUUCAAUAAGGCCAACUUCACGCGCUUCAUAUCGCCCAAAAUCCCGCCAGCAAAAGCUUACCGUGGCCAAACUUCUACCAUUCUGUCAGGAUGUUGUCCGAAAGGUGUUGAUUCAGCCCGAGGAAGAGAACGACGAAUACGAGACAAAGUAUCAUGAAAUGGUGGAUUGGUCAAUAAAGCAACUUGGAAUGGAAGGUUCGACUAAAGCAGCUUUAGUACUGGACAUGGAAAGCAUAAAUAAGAUGGUUCGUGGACAUAUUGAGAAAGCGCGUGUCAAAUCUCAGGACACGCUUGCUAACGCGUUGGAAAGAUGCUAUGGUCAGCUCAACGAACAAUCUAAAGGUGAACACGACUUGGAUGAUGAGAUUAAGGCAAAAAUCUCGCCUACCUACUCAUAUACACUUGCGAUGUCAUCUCCUCCUCAACCCAGUACUUCAACUCACGCGGCACUCUAUUUGGAUGCCCUUGAUAACCCACCUCCCCCCGCUGAGAGUGAACAAUUGACGUGGAAGAAGAUUCUCGAAGAGGAUCCCUACGAGGGAGAUCACUGGGUCGGCGUCCCUGGUGGAAUCCCUCUGCGUCGUAAACAUAGACCCUCUGCUUAUACUUCUGAAGACGAUGGUGACAAGUCCCCGGACGACUUGGAUAUUUCACCUUCAUUGUCGCCAUUAAACUCGGACGACCUUUCUCUCGACGACACUGAUUCCGAGUACGAAGCCUUCCCACUUCCGGAUAAAUCUCCAAAUACUGUCGGACUAGUAACACCCGUAACCAACGCCAGUUACAAGCCCCUGUAUGCUACUCAUGCGUACAGACGAGAACUUGAGGAUUUGAAAUUCAGGCAAUACUGGCAGCCGGAUUGGCGGAUGAAUUCAGAGGCUGACCUGCAACGAAGGGGAACUUUCGAUAUUGGUGAUGCUUCAACUCUAGGACCUACCCUUCAACGUGUAUUGCCUCAAGAUGCUUCCUUGGAGCAACUGCCCCUCGAGUUGAUUAUGUCAGUUGAGAGACAUAUACUUGAGCAAGAUGUUGUUCGCGAGGUUCUCAUUGCUCUGCAGGGGAGACAAAACAUCAUAUACGAUCAACAGUUCAGAGUCACUAAAAGCACCCCAAAACUCCUUCAUUUUUCUCUUGCUUCACAGCAAUCUCUUCUUAACAAUAUCGGCGCUUCUUGCAGGACACUUCAACGUCUUCGCCAAUUCACAUCUUCGGUCAUGCGCCAUUCGUCUGACGCCCGGUCAAAUGGAAGACAGACGUUGAGCGCUUUAGAUAGGAUAAGGGCCACUCGCGUUGGUAAGAUUACGCGCACGCUUGAAGCGUUUGCAGAUGCCAUCGACACGGAGAUCAGGAUGUUAGAAGUAUGGUGCUCGGAUAAAGAGGAAGCCUGGCUUCGAGCUUUGGGCGGGCUGACUCCUUUUCUCGAAUUUGGCAAACCAAACAAGGGUCUAGUUGUAAGCCUAUUAGGGACGGAGAAAGCGUUCAGAGAUCAAUUUGAGGAUAGUUUCAAUGUCAUGUUGGACGUUGUCAUCCAAAUUGUAGGAGAGCCCGAGUCCGAAGGAUGGGCUUUACCAACUCGAUCUCCCUCAUUAACCACGACCCUGCUUCUUGAUACACUCUUCUCCACAGUCCAACAACGAUUAGAGCGAGGCGACAAAAUCACGGCAGACACGCUGAUGAGAGUUUGUGUACGUAGUGCUGAGCCGGUGUGGAAUAUGAUUGGAAAGUGGAUCGGAACUGGCUUUGAUAUGAACAGAGGACACGACCAAGGCCAAUAUCAGGUCGGAGGUGAGCUGGAAGAGGAAUUCUUCAUCGAAUCAAAUGGCCUUGGGAUAGAGCUUGGUGUUCUUGGACUUUUGGAUCCUGAUUUUUGGCAGGACGGGUAUUGUCUCAGAGACGGCGCGUUUCUCGGAUCUACGUCUACGUCUCAAGAGAAUGAAGAGCCAACUUCUACUCAGACGCAGAGGUGCAUACCUAGUUUUCUGCAACACGUGGCCGUACCUGUUUUGGAGUCCGGUAAAGCUAUCGGGCUGCUGAAAGCGUUGGGUGCGGAUGUGCAGGACCUGAUUGACGAGGAGGCGCAAUUUCUUCGCGAUUGGCAAUGGACCUCUUUUCAGAAUGUGGUGGCUGGCGAUCCUACUUCGUCUUCGCAAAACGACACUGAUGGUCGCGCGCUCUUUUCCGUUUCUGUCGAUCAACUAUCCCGACUCAUUUACGACAAACUCACGCCUUAUGCUCAGGCAGCUGGAUCACUACUAGCCAAAGUGAUUUUCGAGAAAUGUGACUUUUGGUCGCAUCUGAGGUCUAUUGAAAGUCUAUACAUGAUGCGAAGAGGCGAUAUAAUCAGUGAUUUUACUGAUAUUUUGUUUGCAAAGAUGUAUUCAAAACAAGACUGGACUGAUUUCCAUUUCCUCAACACCGCCUUCACCGAGGUGAUCACUGCCAGUAACAGCGUUAGUAAUUUCGAAGAAUUCAUCGAGACUUCUCUCAUUCGGUUAUCAUAUCGAGGAGGGAACAUGAAAGAGAAACUUACCUCUCGAACGGUCAAAGUUAUGGAUGGAUUAUCCUUGGAAUACGCGGUUCCUUUUCCUCUGACAUAUAUUUUCACGCCGAUAAAUUUGCAAAUCUACAAUGAAAUUUUCGUGUUUCUGCUACGGAUUCGCAGAGCAAAGAGCUUAUUGGAAAAGAUCUUGGUUAGAGGUGCAUCUGGGAGUAACCCUGGGUUAAAGGCUUUCUAUGCGAUGCGGAGUCGUUUGAGCUGGUUUGUCAACACUUUCCUCAACUUUCUCACUACUUACGUCAUUCAAACACAAGCAUUGAGCUUCCACAAUGCAUUAAUUGAGGCUCAAUCACAAUCUUUUGAUCAGGUUAUCAAAGUUCACGAAGAUCAUGUGCGGAAGAUGGAGAGUCGAUGUCUCCUUCAGGCCAAGACAAACGCACUAUAUCGAGCGGUACUGUCAAUCCUUGACAUGACACUCAACUUCAACGAGCUUUUUGGUACUUUCGCUGGAGAUGUGACAAUGCACGAUAUUUCUAGCCACUCCGUAGUGCUCAAGCACCACCGUAGCCGCAAACAGCGACGCCGACGUAAAAAUGUUAUUGGUUUCUCGUAUACAAUGAACCCUUCACCUCAGACAUCGGACAGCGAAAGGGAAGGUGACGAAGACGAGGAAGAUUACUCGUAUUCCGUUUCGAUCAACGCGUCAACCUUUGCAGAGAGCGAUGACCUCUUCACGAAGAUCAACAAAAUGUCUACAGAUCUCGACGGCCUCAUUCGAUUUAUCAGACGAGGAGUUGAGACUUUAGCUGGAGGUAUGGGUGACGCUUCGACAACGUUCGGCAUUUUGGCUUUCUCGUUGGAAGAUUGGGAUUUGUGA
Molecule: messenger RNA, 3525 nt
Organism: Lentinula edodes (shiitake mushroom)
Lineage: Eukaryota; Fungi; Basidiomycota; Agaricomycetes; Agaricales; Omphalotaceae
Product: Spc98 family-domain-containing protein
Exons: 12
Coding region: 1-3525 (1174 amino acids)
Biological process (GO): spindle assembly; cytoplasmic microtubule organization; mitotic cell cycle
Cellular component (GO): spindle pole; equatorial microtubule organizing center; gamma-tubulin complex
Molecular function (GO): microtubule minus-end binding; gamma-tubulin binding
Source: RefSeq, a predicted model, not a curated record